UCUCAACAAUUUCAAUGUGUGUGCUGCUGGAACACUUGAAAACUUUAGAAAUAUUUUAAAAAAUACGUAAUUUUACACCAAAUAUGGACUUUACUGACAAAGUUAUUAUUGUUACUGGAUCAAGUUCCGGAAUUGGCGCAGCGGCUGCAGUACAUUUUGCCGAAUUGGGUGGACAACUGACGUUAGUGGGUCGCAAUGUUGAUAAGCUACAAGAAGUGGCAAAUAAGAUUAAAGCCAUCAAGGGACAAGCUCCCCUUACCGUCCAGGCUGAAAUGUCCAAUGAGGAAGAUGUAAAACGUAUUGUUACCGAAACUAUGGAUAAAUAUGGUAAAAUUGAUGUUUUAGUUAAUAACGCUGGUGUUUUGGAGACCGGCACUAUUGAAAAUACCAGUUUGGAGCAAUAUGAUCGUGUUAUGAACACCAAUAUAAGAGCCGUCUACCAAUUAACCAUGUUGGCUGUACCGGAAUUGAUAAAAACUAAAGGUUCCAUUGUGAAUGUGUCCAGUGUUAAUGGUAUACGUUCAUUCCCAGGUGUUUUGGCUUAUAAUGUAUCCAAAGCAGCUGUAGAUCAAUUCACACGCUGUGUUGCUCUUGAGUUGGCCCUGAAAGGUGUUCGUUGUAAUUCGGUUAAUCCUGGUGUUAUUAUUACCGAAAUUCACAAGAGAGGUGGUAUGAAUGAGGAGACAUAUGCAAAAUUCUUGGAACAUUCUAGAACUACACAUGCCUUGGGUCGUCCUGGUCAGGUUGAUGAAGUGUCUGGCGUUAUUGCAUUUUUGGCUAGUGAUAAGGCUAGUUUCAUUACUGGUGCUAGUUUGCCAGUCGACGGUGGACGUCAUGCUAUGUGUCCUAGAUAGGAUGUACAUUUUUAUAAUUAUU
Messenger RNA from Calliphora vicina (urban bluebottle blowfly), 876 nucleotides. Its product is annotated as meso-2,3-butanediol dehydrogenase-like. Lineage: Eukaryota; Metazoa; Arthropoda; Insecta; Diptera; Calliphoridae. The transcript has a single exon. The coding region runs from base 84 to 854 and encodes 256 amino acids. The record is from RefSeq and is a predicted model, not a curated record. Gene Ontology annotation, molecular function: oxidoreductase activity.